Messenger RNA from Oncorhynchus nerka (sockeye salmon), 4150 nucleotides. RefSeq names its product kelch repeat and BTB (POZ) domain containing 3 (gene kbtbd3). The record is from RefSeq and is a predicted model, not a curated record. The transcript is spliced from 9 exons. Gene Ontology annotation, molecular function: protein binding. Bases 142 to 2010 code for a protein of 622 amino acids. Lineage: Eukaryota; Metazoa; Chordata; Actinopteri; Salmoniformes; Salmonidae.
ACUGCUGCUAUCAGUCAUUCCUCCUCCCCUCCUCCUCCCGUUCUCCUCUUCUCUCACUCAGUUGAUGCCCCUAGUUUGCAUAAUCUUAGAACAUAAAACUGAUAAAGUUUUCCUGAUUCUGUCCCAGACACUGGAGUGAUCAUGGAUCCACGGUCUGAGGGAUCCGACCCCCGGUCCGAGGGAACUGACUACGUUCCCAACAGUAUUCCCUAUGUUCCGGAGCACAGGUCUGAGCUGUGUGUGUCAGAGGCUCACAGCCAGCAGCUACUGGGCAUGCUCAGAUCGUUCAGAGAGCGAGGCCUACUGUUUGACUUCACUAUAACAGUCCAGGACCAGACCUUCCCCUGUCACCGCUGUGUCCUGGCAGCCUGCAGCGACUUCUUCAGGGCCAUGUUUGAGUUGGACAUGCGUGAGUGUGGUGAUAGGAUGGUAACCCUGGGUAACCAGUCCCCAGAAGCCGUGCGCUGCUUCCUGGACUUCUGUUACUCUGGAGAGAUGGUCGUCACCCACGAAAACGUAGACAUGCUCUUCCAGCUCGCCUCUUUCCUACAGGUGUCUGUGCUCUUCAGAGCAUGCAGUGACUUCCUGAUAGGAACCCUGGAGCUCUCCAACUGCCUGAUGCUAUUGGCCCUCGCCGAGGGAUAUGGCUCCGCUUCCCUCCUCCAGCAGGCCAAUGAGUUUGUAGUUCAGAACUUCCACAACCUCUCAACGACUACAGACUUCCUGGAUAUGCCGUUGGGCGUGCUCGAGUUAUGUCUGGGUUCGGACAGUCUGAGCGUGCCCAGUGAGGAGGUGGCGGUGAGGUCAUCCCUGAGGUGGACAAGUCACGACCUCCAGACCAGACAGAGGCUGUUGCCACGGCUCCUAGCACUGCUACGGCUACAUCACGUACCCACACACACCCUGCAGGCCCUGGCCCGGACUGAGAAUCUCCUCUCAGGGGACCAACUCUGUGUUAGUCUGGUCAGUGAUGCAGUGAGUAGACAGACACAGCUCAGUGGUCUACUGCCAGACGCCAGACCAGCCACCACACAGUCUUACAUCUACAUCCACAAGACAGAGGAGAACGGAGAUAUACACCACAGCUUCUGUUACUGCCUGGACACAGACCAAUGGAGAGAGCUACCUCAGGGCCAGGGGGCGGGUUUUAGUAUGACCCCUGACCCCUCAGGCUCUUCCCUCACCAGCUAUGCCGAGAAGUUGUUUGUGACAGGUGGUUGUCGUGGCAACUGUUGUCGCACGGUGCGUCUUCACGUGGCAGAGCCAUUCCAUGAGGCGACAGCGGAGGUUUGGUGCUACUGCCCAGUCACACACACCUGCACCCCUGCCCCGGACAUGGGGAAACCCCGUACCAUGCACACAGCCAUCACCACCCUGGACAGACUGUAUGUGCUAGGAGGGAGGACCAGAGGAGAAAGGGAGGGGACUCCUAGCCUAAUGGAGGUGGAGUACUACGACCCCCUGGCCAAAACCUGGACCUCCGUCAGCCCUCUGCCCACUGCUAUCUACUACCCAGAAGCCAGUGCGUGCGGCAGCAUCAUCUACACAUUGGGUUCGUCAGUGGAGAUAUCGGACUCCUUCAACCCUUCGCUGGACUGUUUCCUGCGCUACGAUGCUGUUUCUGACCAGUGGAGCCACAUGGUGGCAGAGUUUGGUCAGUUUUUCCACGCCACCCUGGUCAAGGCUGUGUCCGUCAACAACAUUUUACACCUCUGUGACUUGUCUACGUAUAAGGUGUACAGUUUCUGUCCAGAGACGUGUGUAUGGCAAGGGGAGGGGUCGUUCGAGUGUGCCGGGUUCAACGCAGGCUCCGUGGGCGUGGCCAACCGAAUCUACAUCCUGGGAGGAGACUACUCACCUGAUGAAAUCACUGACGAAGUCCAAGUGUACCACAGUGGGCGGGGCCAGUGGGAGGAAGUGACACCAAUGCCAUGCCCCCUGACAGAGUUUCACUGUCAGGUCAUCAGCUUCAACAGAUACAGAGACCCCUGGGGAGGAAGGGACAUGUAACACACACACACUACCUGGGGACUAAAAGCUGCACUCCGCAUCAAUGAAAUAAAUGAUGUUUUGUCAUACUUCAAGUAUUUAUUAGUUUUAUUACAUUUUAUGUUAUAUAUUUAUUUAUAAACUGGGUGGUCGAGCCCUGAAUGCUGAUUGUCUGACAGCCAUGGUAUAUCAGACCGUAUACCACGGGUAUGACAAAACAUGUAUUUUUUACUGCUCUAAUUACAUUGGUAACCAGUUUUUAAUAGCAAUAAGGCACCUCAGGGGUUUGUGGUAUAUGGCCAAUAUACCAUGGCUAAGGGCUGUAUCUCCAAGUUGCGUCGUGCCUAAGAACAGCCCUUAGCCAUUGUAAAUUGGCCAUAUACCACAACCCCUCGUGCCUUAUCAAAUUAAAUUAAAUGUUAUUGGUUACAUACACAUAUUUAGCAGAUGUUAUUGUGGGUGUAGCGAAAUACUUGUGUUCCUAGCUCCAGCAGUGCAGUAUUAUCUAACAAUUCACAACAAUACAUACAAGUCUAAAAGUAAAAGAAUGGAAUUAAGAAAUAUAUAAUUUGGACAAGCAAUGUCUUUGUGGCAUUGACUAAAAUACAGUAGAAUAGAAUACAGUAUAUACAUAUGAAAUGAGUAAAGCAGUAUGUAAACAUUAUUAAAGUGACUAGUGUUACAUUAUUAAAGUGACCAGUGAUUCCAUGUCUAUGUAUAAUAGGGCAGCAGCCUCUGAGGUGCAGGGUUGAGUAACUGGGUGUUAGACGGCUAGUGAUGGCUAUUUAACAGUCUGAUGGCCUUGAGAUAGAAGCUGUUUUUCAGUCUCUCGGUCCCAGCUUUGAUGUACCUGUACUGACCUUGCCUUCUGGAUGGUAGCGGGGUGAACAGGCAAUGGCUCGGGUGGUUGAUGUCCUUGAUGAUCUUUUUGGCCUUCCUGUGACAUUGGGUUGGGUGCUGUAGGUGUCCUGGAGGGCAGGCAGUGUGCCCCCUGAUGAUGUGUUGGGCAGACCACACCACCCUCUGGAGAGCCUUGCGGUUGCGCGCAGUGCAGUUGCCAUGCCAGGCGGUGAUACAGCCCGAGAGGAUGCUCUCAAUUGUGCAUCUGUAGAAGUUUGUGAGGGUCUUAGGGUCCAAACCAAAUUGCUUCAGCCUCCUGAGGUUGAAGAGGCGCUGUUGUGCCUUCUUCACUACACUGUCUGUGUGGGUGGACCAUUUCAGAUUGUCAGUGAUGUGUACGCAGAGGAACUUGAAGCUUUUCACUGUCAUCCACUGUGGUCCCGUCGAAGUGAAACGGGGCGUGCUCCCUCUGCUGUUUCCUGCUUAAUUGAAACAUUUUCGAUUUCCAAUAAUGCUAUUUGGGUUCAAAGCUACAGUAGAGGUUUCUGAGUCUACUGGACCACAGACUUAUCUUUGUUGUUUCUGGACAUGUCUGAUUACCUGACUAAGGCUGUUGCAGCUGAUAUGUCAUCUAUUGUGGUGCAGGAUCUAUUAAAGAACUUUGUAAUUGCAUUUUUCUGUGUGCAGGUUUUCAGUGUAACUGGACUGGGCCUGCCUUUACUAUUUUAAAGUGAGACAGUGAGAGGCCACUGUCCCAGGUAACAAGUGUUACAACACCCUCUACUGGUAGACUAUGGAAUGUUUUUGUGCCAGUGUAGGCUUGUCUAGCCAAACACCACGUUGUAAUGUUGAAAUAUUUGUAAACACUUGAGCAGAGGGCUAACCAUUUGACACAAACAUAAUUGAAUUAUGAUUCUACAUAGCUCACAUUGUUGACUUUCUCAAAGCCAAAAACAAGGAGCUUCAAAACAGUUCAAAUUGAAUGAGGGCACCUGUGCUCCAUGAUCUAUUGCCGAGUUUUCGCGGGAGAUAUUAUAAGGUAUUCUACUGUUCGGUGUCGUAGGCUACUAGAUGACGGACGGAUUCAACCAUCUGACUGGAUAGGGGUGUUCCACAAUAGGAUACGCUGUAUGUUGUACGUUUUGUUCUUAGAUGUGUCAUGCAAAUGUUUUAUAGUAUUAUAAUAUUGUGCUACAAUUAGGCAUAUUUCGUAUACUCCAAUUGUUAAUUUAGAUAGUAUUCCUUCACCCCAUCAACGAAACGGGGGUUGCUGUCCUCUUUUGAGUUAAGCGUUCCUGUCCUGCUCCGGGGAGUGAUGUCA